AUAACAUUUAUCAUCAUCAAUUCAUCAUCAUCCACAUAUCAAAGAAAACACAAAAACACAAUCAAGGAAAUGGCCAAGUUUUCCAGUAUUCACAUUCUCUUCUUCGUGUUCAUCACAGCCGGCAUUGCUGUUUCUGCCACCGACUUCACAAUAAAGAACAAUUGCCCUAACACCGUCUGGGCCGGAACUCUCGCCGGCCAAGGACCCAAGCUCGGUGACGGCGGAUUUGAAUUGACUCCAGGUGCUUCCCGACAGCUCACGGCUCCUGCAGGAUGGUCAGGCCGGUUCUGGGCUCGUACUGGCUGCAACUUUGACGCCUCCGGCAACGGUAGAUGCGUUACCGGAGACUGUGGCGGUCUAAGAUGUAACGGUGGCGGAGUUCCUCCAGUCACUCUUGCUGAAUUCACCCUCGUAGGCGAUGGCGGCAAAGAUUUCUACGACGUGAGCCUCGUUGACGGUUACAAUGUCAAAUUGGGGAUAAGACCAUCCGGAGGAUCCGGAGAUUGCAAGUACGCAGGAUGUGUCUCCGACCUCAACGCGGCUUGCCCUGACGUGCUUAAGGUCAUGGAUCAGAACAAUGUCGUGGCGUGCAAGAGUGCCUGUGAGAGGUUUAAUACGGAUCAAUAUUGCUGCCGUGGAGCUAACAAUAAGCCGGAAACUUGUCCUCCCACGGAGUACUCGAGGAUUUUUAAGAACGCUUGCCCUGACGCCUAUAGCUACGCUUAUGACGAUGAAACAAGCACCUUCACUUGUACUGGAGCUAACUACGAAGUCACUUUCUGCCCAUAAAAAGGCGAAGCUUCGAUUUAGAUUCGAGUCGGGUUUAAUUACCUCUCACGUUUCUUUUGCUUGUUAUGUACGGAAAGAUAAAUAAGGAAAGAUGAUGACUAUGAAUCAUCUUCUUCCACUUAUAAGCCUUUUUUACUAAGUAUUCAGUGGUUACACUCAGCUGAUUUGCAUACAAAUUAAAGAAAUAAAACAAAAUGAUUUGAUAUA
Molecule: messenger RNA, 996 nt
Organism: Arabidopsis lyrata subsp. lyrata
Lineage: Eukaryota; Viridiplantae; Streptophyta; Magnoliopsida; Brassicales; Brassicaceae
Product: pathogenesis-related protein 5
Exons: 2
Coding region: 70-789 (239 amino acids)
Biological process (GO): defense response
Cellular component (GO): extracellular region
Source: RefSeq, a predicted model, not a curated record